UCACACUCCCUCCUCCCUCCGCCCUCUUCCCCUUCUCACUUACCUGUCAAAGCUGUAUACACCUCGGCGGCUCCUUUUAUUGUGCCCAGAAUCCUUCCCUUGUCCUCAUUUCUAGACCUUCGUCCCGAACAAACAUCCCCACCCUGCAACCCUCCACUUUACCUUAACUCAGGAGAGAAGAUGCCACCCACAACGGUCGCAGCAAUGCCAACAACAACGGCCUUCCCCCCGCGCCAGCGACAGGGAUACCUGACCGAGAAACUCCCACUAGCCAGCGUGACCGACUCCCCCACACCAACCAUCUCAAACCACAACGCCCCCAAAGAAGAAGCACCAGAAGAAACAUCCCUACCCUACUGGCUCAUGAACAUCCCCCAGUCCCAAUGGACCCCCACCUGUCCCAGCUACCUCCGCGACAUCUCGCAAAAGAACAUCGACAUCCUCUCAACCCCAGACCACCUCUACCAAAGACAAGGAUGGAACCUCGUCACAGAGCUCGUCCGCACGAACCGAAUCGACCGCUUCCAGCGCCUCCCCAGCGAUCUGCGCCGGUACCUGGAGUACAAGGAGCGGAUCAUCGCCGAGCACGGGUCGAUCAUGCGCUUCGUCGUGAAGGAGCGCUUGCGGUGGGGGGAAGGCCGGCAGAGUGAUUUGCGGGCCAAGGGGCGGCCGUUCGAGUUCGAUGAGGACCUCCGCAUCUUAUACAACGACUGGCCCUACGGCCUCGAGCCGGACAUCGUGCACCUCGUGGUGUGGACCAAAUUCCCGCUGGAGGAGGAUCCGGUCGUUGAUGAUUUGACGCCGCGCGCGCGCCGCGAGAUCGACGGGUUCGUGCGGCGGACGUUCCAUGCGCGCAUGGCGCCGGAGCAGGUAACCUGGUUCCGGAACUGGCGGUCGCUCAAGUCGGUCCAUGCCGUCGAGCAUUUCCAUGUCAUGCUGUAUCGGCCCCCGCCCGCGUUUUUGGAGGAGAUUACCCGCGGCGAUUGCCCGGCGCACGUGAUCGGGUAGCUUGGCUGCUUGGUUCAAGGAGGUUGCGACCUUGGGGUCUCCGAAGCGGAUUGAAUGGGAUAUUAGCGCGAUCUGACAUAGACUUGCUAAAGGAGGUUGUUUGAUGUUGGAAGAUGAUUUGCUCGUGCUGCGAUCAUAUAGGGCUAAUUUUCUUUAAGCUUUGAAUUUUAACGUAGUGCAAUUUGU
Messenger RNA from Aspergillus japonicus CBS 114.51, 1194 nucleotides. Its product is annotated as GIG1 family protein. NCBI's taxonomy places the organism in Eukaryota, Fungi, Ascomycota, Eurotiomycetes, Eurotiales, Aspergillaceae. The transcript is spliced from 4 exons. The record is from RefSeq and is a predicted model, not a curated record. The coding region runs from base 205 to 1008 and encodes 267 amino acids. Gene Ontology annotation, biological process: N-acetylglucosamine metabolic process. Gene Ontology annotation, cellular component: cytoplasm.